GCAGCACCUCGCUGCAGCGCACACGCCUUCUGCGCCUUCUCCCUCGGAGCUUUCGCCGUCGGUUGGGCACCUUCCUGGUCGCCCUCUCCAGACCGGAGAGGCGACCUGAAGAGUUCCUGCUCGUCUCUUUGGGGCGUCAUGCCAAACGACGACGCAUUCAGCAAGCCUUCGGCCCCGUCGGAGGCCCAGCACGCCCCCGGGGCACCGCCGCAGGGCAAGGCCGGGGGCUUCGGUAAAACAGCCGGGGCGCUGCUGCCGACCUCCGGCGGCACAGGGGCCGGGGGCAGCGGCGGCGGCGGCGGCUCCGGGGCGUCGGGCAUGGGCGCCGCGAGCAAGAAGUCCCCGCGGCUGCCCAAGUGCGCACGUUGCCGGAACCACGGCUACGCUUCGCCCCUCAAGGGCCACAAGCGCUUCUGCAUGUGGCGGGACUGCCAGUGCAAGAAGUGCAACCUCAUUGCCGAGAGACAGCGUGUGAUGGCCGCGCAGGUGGCUCUGAGAAGGCAGCAAGCCCAGGAAGAAGAAUUGGGGAUCAGCCACCCCAUUCCACUACCCAGUGCGGCUGAGCUGCUAGUCAAGAGAGAGAACAAUGGCAGCAACCCGUGCCUGAUGACUGAGACUAGCGGCUCCACUCAGCCCCCUCCGGCCAGUACUCCUACCACUGCUGCUUCAGAGGGACGCAUGGUCAUCCAGGAUAUUCCUGCUGUCACCAGCAGAGGGCACAUGGAGAACACACCUGAUCUGGUUUCAGACUCCACCUACUACAGCAGCUUUUACCAGCCAUCUCUGUUCCCUUACUACAACAAUCUGUACAACUACCCGCAGUACUCCAUGGCCUUGGCUGCUGAUUCUUCUUCUGGGGAUGUGGGAAACCCUCUCGGGGGGUCCCCUGUGAAGAACAGUCUUCGGAGCCUCCCAACUCCUUAUGUGCCUGGUCAGACAGGAAACCAGUGGCAGAUGAAAAACUCAGAGAACCGGCAUGCAGUGAGUUCGCAGUACAGAAUGCAUUCUUACUACCCGCCGCCCUCCUACCUGGGCCAGAGCGUGUCCCAGAUCUUCACUUUUGAGGACGGGCCCUCCUACGCAGAAGCCAAAGCUAGUGUAUUCUCGCCACCCAGCAGUCAAGAUUCUGGCUUGGUCUCCCUGUCCAGCAGCUCUCCCAUUAGUAACGAGAGCACGAAGGGAGUGCUUGAAUGUGAGUCUGCGUCGGAGCCCAGCAGCUUCGCAGUCACUCCCGUCAUCGAGGAGGAUGAGUAA
Molecule: messenger RNA, 1254 nt
Organism: Condylura cristata (star-nosed mole)
Lineage: Eukaryota; Metazoa; Chordata; Mammalia; Eulipotyphla; Talpidae
Gene: DMRT1
Product: doublesex and mab-3 related transcription factor 1
Exons: 5
Coding region: 139-1254 (371 amino acids)
Biological process (GO): regulation of transcription by RNA polymerase II; sex differentiation
Cellular component (GO): nucleus
Molecular function (GO): RNA polymerase II cis-regulatory region sequence-specific DNA binding; DNA-binding transcription factor activity, RNA polymerase II-specific
Source: RefSeq, a predicted model, not a curated record